AUGUUGUCUCAUUUUAAUUUGGUGAACAACGCCAACUUGAUCGGCCGUAUGUUUGGACUCCAUGAGCAAAACGAUUCGAUCUGCCUCACCGUUCCCCUGGUCCACUGCUACGGAUGUGUGGGAGGUUCGCUGACAGCAGCCAUGUUCGGGGCCACCCUUGUGAUGCCGUCACCAAGCUUCAAAGCAAAGGCCGCUCUUGAGGCAAUCGCAGAGCAACGGUGCACGUUUAUCUAUGGAACGCCCACAAUGUACAUAGACAUGAUUAAGGAGCAACAAGAAGGGAAGUACGACGUUUCGUCUGUUCGGAAAGGUAUCAUGGGUGGAGCUUCAUGUCCUCAAGAAGUGGUGAAUAACGCAAUGACAACAUUCAACAUGCAACAGUUCCAAACAACCACGUCACCUCGAGCCACCGUCACCCCCUCCGGUCAACUUAGAAUUGACUGGAUCCUGAACAAGCUGUCUUCACUGCAAUCGUCGUCAUCAUCUGAGUUGCUGAGCAUUGGCUCCAUCCCGUGCAACGUCAAGCUACCAGUGCUGGAGUUGGAGAACGGGGUGAUAAAAGUAUGUUUACCGAAGCCAUUCGCCGAACUGACCAAGAAAGACAUCAUAGCCUUCUUGCACAUCAAGGUGAAGAUCGUCGAUUCGCAAGGCAGGAUUGUCCCCGUCAACCAGAGCGGGGAGCUGUGCGCUCGAGGCUACCUCGUGUUCAAGGGAUAUCUGAAGCAGGACGACAAGACGAGGGAGGUCGUGCGCGACAACUGGUACCACACCGGGUGA
Ixodes scapularis (black-legged tick) is the source of this 777-nucleotide messenger RNA. Its product is annotated as medium-chain acyl-CoA ligase ACSF2, mitochondrial. Gene Ontology annotation, molecular function: medium-chain fatty acid-CoA ligase activity. Bases 1 to 777 code for a protein of 258 amino acids. The transcript is spliced from 7 exons. Gene Ontology annotation, biological process: fatty acid metabolic process. Lineage: Eukaryota; Metazoa; Arthropoda; Arachnida; Ixodida; Ixodidae. The record is from RefSeq and is a predicted model, not a curated record.